This is a messenger RNA of Culicoides brevitarsis, 1413 nucleotides long. RefSeq names its product beclin-1-like protein (gene Atg6). Gene Ontology annotation, cellular component: phagophore assembly site; phosphatidylinositol 3-kinase complex, class III, type II; phosphatidylinositol 3-kinase complex, class III, type I. The transcript is spliced from 4 exons. Gene Ontology annotation, biological process: autophagy; cellular response to nitrogen starvation; autophagosome assembly. The record is from RefSeq and is a predicted model, not a curated record. Bases 38 to 1342 code for a protein of 434 amino acids. Lineage: Eukaryota; Metazoa; Arthropoda; Insecta; Diptera; Ceratopogonidae.
AUUAAUUGAAUAUUUACAAUUUUUUUCACAAUAACAAAUGGCUUGGAGUAGUAAACCUGUGGAAUUUGCAUGUCAGCGAUGCUUGCAGCCUCUGGUUUGUAACACUUUGGCACUCACGGAGUACGAGACAGCAGAGUUAACAUUGCCCAUAAUUUCGAGUACAGAGGAAGAUAUCACAGCAAAUGCGGAGGAUUUUGAUCAUUUUGUGCCCAAAUUCUCCCUUUCCAACAAUGAUUUUAUGCUUAUAUCGGAAGAUAGCACCCAUGGACCCAAGCAACAGCCCGUGCUGAGUCACAGUUUGAAGAUGCGGGCCCAGAUAUUCGAAGCACUUUCAAACAAUUCCGAGAUCGAUCAUCCGCUUUGUGAGGAGUGUACUGACAGUCUUUUAGAGUUAAUGGACAAACAAUUAAAAGAUGCAGAGGCGGAAUGGAACGACUACAACCAUUAUUUGAAGCGUCUCGAGCAAACUGAUGAAGUGCCGAACUUGUCAAAGCUCGAAAAGGAGCUCAGCGACCUCAAAGGCGAAGAAGAAAGACUGAUCGAGGAGCUGGCGGCACUCAAAAAGGAAAGCGACGUCUUAAAAACGGCGAUAAAACAGCAAGAAACCGAAACGGAUCGCUUGCAGGCCGAAGAACAAAAAUAUUGGCGCGAAUAUACGAAGCAACGACGCGAUCUCAUGUUGGCUGACGACGAGAAAAAAAGUCUCGACUGUCAAAUAAUGUACGCCCAGCAUCACUUGGAGAAGCUAAAAAAGACAAAUAUCUUCCAAACUACGUUCCACAUUUGGCAAUCCGGGCAAUUUGGGACCAUUAAUGGGUUUCGCCUUGGGAGACUUCCAGCAGUUCCCGUCGAAUUUAACGAAAUUAACGCGGCAUGGGGACAAACGGCGCUGCUGCUUGCGUCGCUGGCGAAAAAAAUCGGGCUAAAAUUUAGCAGAUACAAUUUAGUUCCUUACGGAAAUCAUUCCUACAUUGAAGUGCUGAGUGAUAAAGAGUCGGAGAAGGGAAAGCAGCUGCCGUUGUACGGGAGUGGCGCCUUUCGUUUUUUGUGGGACACGAAAUUCGAUGCGGCAAUGGUUGCGUUUCUCGAUUGUUUGCAACAAUUUCAGGCGAAAGUCGAGGAAGGCAAUUCUGGGUUUCAUUUGCCUUAUAAAAUGGACAAAGGCAAGAUUGAGGAUUCGGGGAGCUCGUAUUCCGUCAAAAUCCAAUUCAACUCUGAAGAACAAUGGACAAAAGCGAUGAAAUUUUUGCUAACAAAUCUCCGAUGGGGCCUCGCUUGGAUCUCGUCUCAGAUGAACGAAGGAAAUUUGCCUCAAGGAACCACAAGCGCCGAAGUUCGUUAAAAAUUUAAUUUUUAAGAACUCCUUUUUUAGCUAGAAUUAAAUUCUGUUGAUAUUUACUAAAUAAAAAAUGC